AUCGACCUUCUCAGUUGCUUUCUAGCCUUCAGCUAUGAUGUGCAACCAAGCCCACAUGUUCUUCCCAGAUUUGAGCGCUGCAUGCGGACAAGUAAGAAAGAGGGCCGUGGCUUGGCAGCGUGGCUUCCAUGCCAGCAUUCUUUCUCCUAAAAUGACUUCAGUCUGCGGAAAACCUCAUCUUCAUUUUCUCUUCCCUCUUCAUAUUCUUACUCGAUCGACGGCCUCGACUACACUGUUGGGCGGUCACUAUGAGCGGGGAAGCAGCUGGUUAUUACAACGGGGGGUAUGAGCAACCUCAAGCUCAGCCCCCGCCGCAACCUGAGUAUGCAGCUCCAGAUUCGAAGAAAGAGGAAUACCCCCCUCAGUACACAGCAGGCGCGCCUCCUCCAUCGUACGAAGAAGUGUUCAAGAUCGAGAAGCCAAAAUUCAAUGAUAUAUGGGCAGGACUCUUGUUCAUCGCAAGCUUCCUGGGGUUUGUUGCAGUGUCUGGUUACACGAUCCACAGGUAUGCCAAGUACAAAGGCUUCAAUGGCGACGGUAUCUACGACUCAUCGAAUACCUUCUCGCUGGAUACCAACACACUGGUCUUGUUUGUCUUCGUCCUCUGUAUCGCCUUAGCCUUUUCCUGGGCCUACUUCCUGGGUGCUCGAUACUUCACGAAACUUUUUAUCUGGGUCACAGGCAUUCUCAACAUCGUCUUUGCCAUUGGAACUGCUAUUUACUAUCUCGUGCGACACCAAUGGGGCGCCGGUAUCGUCUUCCUGAUUUUCGGCGUCUUCGCCAUCAUAUGCUUCGUCAGCUGGAUUCCCCGCAUUCCAUUCAGCGCUCUGAUGCUGCAAACUUCCAUCGACGUCGCUCGGAGCACCGGACACGUCUUUUUCGUGAGCCUUGUCGGUAGCAUCGUGGCCGUCGCGUUCUCUGCUUGGUUCUCUGUGACGCUAGUCGCCAUCUAUGUGUCGUUUGAACCAUCCAGCAAUGGGGAUAAUCCAGCCUGUUCCAGUGGUGGCUGCAGCAGAGCCAAGGUGAUUGGUCUGAUAGUUUAUAUUACGUUCGCCAUGUACUGGUUCAGCGAGUGGCUCAAGAACACAGUUCAUACAACGAUUGCUGGUGUCUAUGGCUCGUGGUAUUACUACAGUCGGGCACCUGGCGGUCUGCCCAGAGGCGCUACUCGCGGUGCCUUCAAGCGGGCGACAACCUAUUCUUUCGGUAGCAUCAGUUUCGGAAGUCUGAUUAUUGCCUUCAUUCAUAUGCUCCGUCAGGCGUGUUCCGUGGCCCAGCAACAGGAAGCCCAGGACGGAAACAUUGUCGGGAGCAUCUUCGCCUGGAUCCUCAGUUGUUUCAUCGGGUUCCUGGACUGGCUUGUGACCUUCUUCAAUCGUUAUGCCUUCUGCCACAUCGCUUUAUACGGAAAGGCCUAUAUACCAUCCGCGAAGGACACCUGGACGAUGAUGAAGGACCGUGGAAUGGACGCUCUUGUUCAGGACUGCCUCAUCGGCCCUGUGCUGACCAUGGGCUCCGUCUUCGUUGCCUACCUCUGUGCGUUGUUCUCCUACCUGUACCUGCAAUUCACCCACCCUGCAUACAACAGUGGUGGGAACUUCACGGCAGUGAUUAUGGCUUUCUCCUUCGUUAUCGGCUUGCAGAUCUGCCAGAUCUUGCUGACGCCAAUUGGGAGCGGCGUGGACACCAUCUUCGUCGCAAUGGGAUGGGAUCCACAGGUUAUGAUGCGCGACCACCCUGACCUCUAUGAUCGAAUGGUCCAUUUGUACCCCCGAGUGCAACAGUACAUUCACGCAUAAUCAUUGGUGUUUCUCCGAUGAAAAGGGCCUGGAGCUUUUGAAAUAGCCUUGCAAAGCUCCUUAGUAUCUAUAAUAAUACCAAGAU
Paecilomyces variotii is the source of this 1884-nucleotide messenger RNA. Its product is annotated as plasma-membrane choline transporter-domain-containing protein. The transcript has 2 exons. Lineage: Eukaryota; Fungi; Ascomycota; Eurotiomycetes; Eurotiales; Thermoascaceae. The record is from RefSeq and is a predicted model, not a curated record. Gene Ontology annotation, biological process: transmembrane transport. Bases 249 to 1799 code for a protein of 516 amino acids. Gene Ontology annotation, molecular function: transmembrane transporter activity. Gene Ontology annotation, cellular component: plasma membrane.